AUGGAGAAGAGGCUGCUGACAUUGGCGGCGGUGUUAUUCGCCAUGGCGGCGGUGGUACCGGAAGUGUCUGCUAAGAGAUGGCUCGUGGGGAAAAUGGGGUGGACUACUCAAGUCAACUACACUCUCUGGGCUCAGGAUCUCCACUUCUACAAUGGCGACUGGCUCUAUUUUGUGUAUGACAGGAACCAGAUGAACGUGCUGGAGGUGAACAAGGCUGACUACGAGAGCUGCAAUGCCGACCACCCGCUCAAGAACUGGACCAGAGGAGCUGGAAGAGAUGUGGUUCCACUCAACGUGACGCGAGACUACUACUUCGUCAGCGGGAGAGGGUUCUGUUUUGGUGGCAUGAAGCUGGCCCUCCGCGUCGAGAACCUGCCGCCGCCUCCGGUACAAAAGGCGUCGCCGGUCAUUAAGACUACUGACGCUCCUUCGACCAUUCUCUGCCGCCGGCCCGGAGUGCGGCCUGCAGUUUUCGCCAUCGGAGCUCUGUGGGAUGCAUUUGUCCGCCUCUGGCAGUGA
Linum tenue is the source of this 519-nucleotide messenger RNA. NCBI's taxonomy places the organism in Eukaryota, Viridiplantae, Streptophyta, Magnoliopsida, Malpighiales, Linaceae. The record is from the annotation of a GenBank genome assembly.